AGCCUGUAGAAGAGUCUCUUCUGGAAAAAUAUGGAUUCCCUGAAGCUGGAACAGAGACCAGAUGUUACACAAAUCAUGCACUGUCUUAUGACCAGGCAAAACGGGUGCCCAGAUGGGUGAUAGAACAUAUUUCAAAGCAGAAGAUGCUGGGCAAUGCAGACCGAAGGCACUGUAAAUUCAGACCAGAUCCUAACAUCCCUCUCAUGUUUAGUGCUGCCAAUGAAGACUACCUUGGGAGCGGAUGGUCACGAGGACACAUGGCACCAGCAGGAGAUAACAAAUUUUCAACAAGAGCUAUGGCUGAAACAUUUUAUCUGUCUAACAUUGUGCCUCAGAAUUAUGAAAAUAAUGCUGGAUUUUGGAACAGAAUGGAAAUGUAUUGUCGGGAAUUGACUGAGAGAUUUGAGGACGUUUGGGUAGUUUCUGGACCUCUGACCUUGCCUCAAACAAAUGACGAUGGAAAGAAGAGUGUUACUUAUCAGGUGAUCGGAAAGGAUGAUGUGGCAGUGCCAUCCCACCUGUACAAGGUGGUCCUUGCCAGACGAAGCAGAACAUCUACAGAGCCCUUGGUACUGGGGGCUUUUGUGGUGCCAAACGAUCCCAUAGGCUUCAGUCAUCAGCUGACUGACUUCCAAGUAAAUAUUGAAGAUCUGGAAAAAAUGUCGGGUUUAGUUUUCUUUCCACAGGUGGACAAAACCAAAGAUGUUAAAAACAUCUGCGAGGUGGAUACCUGUAAACUGCUUGGCUUCAAGGAAUUUACACUGUACAUCACUGCUCGAAAGGUGCAGGGUGCCCGUACAUUGCACCGCUUGGAAAAAGCCAUGUCAGAGCUAAGGGAAGCAGGAAUUGAGCCCGAUGAAUACCUUCUAAAGCUUCUCAAGAAGAAGGAAGAAGAACUACUGCAGGAAAAACUAGUGCCAACUAGAGAGGGGAAAGCUGGCUGAGUACUUGUUCGUGAAAAUGUUUUGCACUUUGAAAGGGGAGC
This is a messenger RNA of Apaloderma vittatum (bar-tailed trogon), 985 nucleotides long. It is a transcript of the gene EXOG, whose product is annotated as endo/exonuclease (5'-3'), endonuclease G-like. The transcript is spliced from 5 exons. Gene Ontology annotation, cellular component: mitochondrial inner membrane; nucleus. The record is from RefSeq and is a predicted model, not a curated record. Gene Ontology annotation, molecular function: metal ion binding; single-stranded DNA endonuclease activity; 5'-3' exonuclease activity. Gene Ontology annotation, biological process: apoptotic DNA fragmentation. NCBI's taxonomy places the organism in Eukaryota, Metazoa, Chordata, Aves, Trogoniformes, Trogonidae. The annotation marks the transcript as partial.